AUGUUUCACCAAACACUGACUCUUCCAGGUCACCCUCAGUGUCCCCGCUGGCAUCGGAUGGCUCUGGGGGUCGGCUGGGCUGGGAACAUCGUCCUGCUGGGAGCUGUGGUAGCGAUGGGAGUGUGGGGAAAUUUUAAGGGCCUGGGGAAUGACGGUGCCAAUGAGAGACCCAGCUACGGCUAUAACUGCAGCACUGAGCUGAAGGAUUUUCCAUUCUGCUUCAAACAGUUUCUAUGUGAACCUCCAUCCAGCUACUCAGGAGAGGGAUCAGGGUGCAAGCUCUGCCCCCCAAACUGGCUGCUGCACAGGGACAAGUGCUACUGGGUGUCUAAAGAAAAAACUCCUUGGAACAAGAGCCGCGACGACUGUUCAAAGAGGAGUGCUCGACUGUUAACGAUUCGGGAUCAGGAUGAGAUGGCCUUCAUACAAACUACUUCCAAAGACGCAAACCGGAUCUGGCUUGGACUCACCAUUACAUUCCCUGCAAGGAAAAGGAUUUGGGUGGACGGCUCCCUGUUAAAUCAAACACUGUUCAAGGUGGUGGCUCCUGCUGAAGGGAACAGCUGCGGGGUGAUAAAAGCAGAUCGGGUUCAUUUUGAAACCUGCAGUGCUGUAUCGAAAUGGAUUUGUGAAAAAGACGCUCUUCUGAUAUAG
Molecule: messenger RNA, 654 nt
Organism: Mauremys mutica (yellowpond turtle)
Lineage: Eukaryota; Metazoa; Chordata; Testudines; Geoemydidae
Product: killer cell lectin-like receptor subfamily B member 1B allele C
Exons: 5
Coding region: 1-654 (217 amino acids)
Source: RefSeq, a predicted model, not a curated record